AUAGGACCCUGCAUCAUGAUACUGACUCUGCGCCUCUUGCCGGUAAUUCGGGUUCAUUUACGUCACCGGUCGCAGGUGAAAUCUGCUACGUAGCCGCGUUCGACAACUACCUACGGGUUUGACGUGUACCUUGUCCUUUUACCGUCACAAGUUCAACCUGAACUUCCAUCUUCUGGCCCAGAAUGACAGUAACGACCAUAGCUUUUCCAGACAAGGUCAACUACAAUAUCCAAUCCAUCGCUGUUCCUGGCACCAAACGCCCUGGUCAAACUGCCCACUAUCGGAAUGCAAUUUAUGGUCUUGUGGACGUCAACGCCCUGCCAACACUUCCUGAUAUUUUUGACAACGGUUACAACAUCAAUCCGGACUCUAGACUCCUCGGUCACCGUCCGUUAGUAUCAACCAAUCCGCUCAAAUUCGGCCCUUAUGUGUGGCAGACGUACAAGCAGGUGGAUGGUCGCAGGCGUCGCAUCGGCAGUGCUCUGCACAGGUUAUUCUCACGAGGUGAACUUCAGGGCGAGGACCUCGAAACCGUUGGUAUAUGGGCACAGAACAGGCCAGAAUGGCAACUUGUUGAAUUUGCUCUGCACGCGUAUAACAAAGUUGGGGUUGGUCUCUACGAUACCCUUGGCAAGGAUUCUGUAGAAUAUAUUAUCAAUCAUGCGCAUCUUAGCAUCAUCUUCACCACGGCUGAUCAUAUACCUGCGCUAUUGAAACUAGCUCCUAAAGUCAAAGUCUUGAAAAUGAUCGUGUCCUUUGACGGUUUGAGUCCAGACGCCCACAAAGCCUUUGUGGCUUGGGGGGAGACCGUCGGUGUGCAGGUUAAAGAAUUUUCAGAUCUUGAAAAGUAUGGUGAAGAGCACUUGAUACCGACAUUACCCGUUUCAGCCGACACUGUCGCAUCACUAUGCUAUACUUCAGGCACCACGAGCCAACCCAAAGGUGUAAUACUUACUCACGGGAAUCUCGCAUCGUCCGCAUAUUCCAACAUGUUUGGUAUGGACUAUCCUCAAAAUAACAGUGUUCUCUCUUACUUGCCGUUGGCUCAUAUCUAUGAGCGUGUUGUCGAACUCACAACCAUAGCCAUCGGUGGAUGCAUCGGAUUUUCCACUGGCGAUCCCCUGCGUCUCCUUGAGGAUGCGCAGAUGCUGAAGCCUCACUUCUUCCCAGCUGUACCUCGUGUAUUGAACAGAGUCUAUCAGUCUGCCAUGGCUGCUGGCAAUGUCCCUGGACUGAAGGGCGCUCUCUUCCGGGCAGCUGUGCGGUCGAAACUCGACCAGUAUCAUACCACGGGUGUCAGCACUCAUCCAUUCUGGGAUGCACUUGUCUUCCGGAAGAUUCGUGCUGUGCUUGGCGGAAACUUGCUCCUUGUUAGCACUGGCUCUGCACCUAUCAGCGCCGAGGUCAUCGAUUUCCUGAAGAUUGCACUCUUCUGCGAAGUUACAGAAGGUUACGGAAUGACCGAGAACUGUGGUGUCUGUACACAUACGAUCAAGGCGGACCCUGACUGUGGAGGAACCAUUGGUCCUCCCCAGCCCGUGAACGAAUUGAAAUUGGUCGACGUGACUUCCAUGAACUACACGGCCGAGGACAAGCCCAACCCUCGAGGCGAACUCUGUGUCCGCGGUCCCAAUUGUUUCUCCAGAUAUUACAAGGACGAGAAAAAUACCCGUGAGACCUUGAACGACGGUUGGAUCCAUACCGGCGAUGUUGCUGAGGUUGACGCGCAAGGUCGAUUCAAGAUCAUUGACCGUGUCAAAAAUAUUAUGAAACUGUCACAAGGCGAAUACGUUGCUCUCGAGAAAGUCGAGAACAUGUAUGCGGCAUGCCCACUCGUGCAGCAGAUCUUUGUCCAUGGCGAUUCUAUGCAAUCGUACCUGCUGGCUGUGCUCGUCCCGGAGCCAGAGGCCCUGGCUCCAUUAGUGUCCACGGUUCUCGGCGAGAAGGUUACAGGUGAUAACAUUCCAGCACUGGAGAAAGCUAUCAAGGACCCCCGAGUCGUAGCUCAGGUCCUUACUGUUCUAAACAAAGAGGCGGUGAAAAAUCGCCUGACUGGAUUUGAGACGAUCAAGCGUAUCCACAUUAGCUUGCAUCCGUUUUCCAUCGAGGAUAAUACCUUGACUCCGACCCUAAAGCUCCGCCGCAAGGACGCAUAUGCGAAAUAUACAGCGGAGUUGCAGGCCCUGUAUGCACUUGGAGAGCCAAACAGCAGCUCCAGUAAGCUUUAGGUGAAGUGCCUAAGCACCUCCUUUAAUCCAUCUAUCUAUUGUUUACUGGUCGAUAUACGAUUAUGGUUUAUGUAUUUGGUUACACAAUCAGGGAAUCUCCUCGAAUAUAUUCGGUUUCUGUUUUACGAUAUGGGA
Messenger RNA from Suillus clintonianus, 2363 nucleotides. Its product is annotated as long-chain-fatty-acid-CoA ligase. Lineage: Eukaryota; Fungi; Basidiomycota; Agaricomycetes; Boletales; Suillaceae. The record is from RefSeq and is a predicted model, not a curated record. Gene Ontology annotation, biological process: long-chain fatty acid metabolic process. Bases 183 to 2228 code for a protein of 681 amino acids. Gene Ontology annotation, cellular component: membrane; endoplasmic reticulum. Gene Ontology annotation, molecular function: long-chain fatty acid-CoA ligase activity. The transcript is spliced from 15 exons.